Messenger RNA from Aureobasidium musti, 495 nucleotides. The record is from the annotation of a GenBank genome assembly. Lineage: Eukaryota; Fungi; Ascomycota; Dothideomycetes; Dothideales; Saccotheciaceae.
AUGUAUCUUCCAACCAUAAUCCCCUUACUCCUGACUAUCUUCUGCUCUACAGUCCAUGCUCAAGACCCAACUGCCUCCCAAAACCUUCAAGACCAAGAUCUCAUCUCAGCAGCUGCAUCCGACUACUCCGUCGCAACCUCUCUAAUCGUAUCUAUAUUCUCUUCAGCCACUGGUCCCAUCGAUAGUGUAUAUGCCCAAGCCACUUCCGCCGUAGGCUCCGUAUUUGCAGACGCAAGCAGUGGAAUCAGCAGUUUAGUGUCCGAAGUCAGCAGUGAAGGAAGCAGUGUAUGGAGCAAAGUCACAGCAACAAGCACACAAGGACCAGAGACGCAAAGUACAGUCACCGUGUCGAAAGUUGAAGAGACCAAGACUACAGCAACUGCAUCUGCUGCUGCUUCCACCAGUGAAUCAGAGGCCACCAAAGCAAGGAGGAACAAGAAAAGCGCUGAUGGGGUUUUGUUUGCUGCUAUAUUCGCUGCUGUCGCUUAUCUCUAG